AUGCCAUCUCUACGAAUCGUGCUCGUGGCGACUUGCUUCGCUUCAGCCUUCGGUGGGGCGUGCACGCCGGUGGACUCGCUUUAUUGCCCAGUGAAUGAUGUCACAGAGCACGCUGAUAUCAACAAAGAUGUGAAACUCAUCAAGGAACCCGUUCUGAUCUCGGCAGUCUACACAGGUGGCAGCUUCUCCAAAGGAGGUGGCAUCAUGCGGACGCUGCAAGCCUUGGCUCAGAAGGACAUGACGGUCAAUGGCACACCAAUGUCUUCUUCUCGGGAGCGCUCGGGAGCGUUGGAUCUCUACGGAUCCAUGGAAUUUGGCACUACAUCAUCGCCUGCCUGGACAAUACGGGUUUUUGCGCAGGCGUCGUACGCUUCAGCUAGGCUGUGCCAGCUUUGCUGCACUCGGUGUAAGACUUGGUUGGCUUCAUGGAUCAGGUCGUUGUGCCUGCGUUGCAUUGUCACAACCGUUUCAUGCAGGAGAAGGAAACGUGAUGCCGUCGUAUUUGCACUUGUGAAUCUACCUUCAAUAGCAUCACGGCACGUUUGGGAAUCGUGGAAUUCAUAACCGCGGCUCUCAUCCUCUCCGACUGCUGAGUUCAUGCGGUUGGGCUCUGACAGGGUGAUGAUUCCUUCGCCACCUGCAUAAACUUCAGUGCGAUUGGCUAGCACGUUGUAAGCGUGCAUUAAUUCUGCUAAGAGGGCGCAUUGUUGCGGACUCUCUGUGCACAAAUUGCAAAUCGCUGGGAGUUGGCCCAACAGGCAUAUCCCUGAUGACGUAGUUCCGCUGCAAACGGAU
Cladocopium goreaui is the source of this 795-nucleotide messenger RNA. The record is from the annotation of a GenBank genome assembly. NCBI's taxonomy places the organism in Eukaryota, Dinophyceae, Suessiales, Symbiodiniaceae.